Messenger RNA from Fonsecaea nubica, 750 nucleotides. RefSeq lists its product as hypothetical. The record is from RefSeq and is a predicted model, not a curated record. Bases 1 to 750 code for a protein of 249 amino acids. Lineage: Eukaryota; Fungi; Ascomycota; Eurotiomycetes; Chaetothyriales; Herpotrichiellaceae. The transcript has a single exon.
AUGAACUCCAUCAUCCUUCGCUACGACUACGAAUCCGAGCUGCUCCAAGAUGUCAUCAGAGAGACCAGCCUGACACCGACAGACCUGGUAAUAUGUUCGUCCAAAAAAGACUUUUUAGGACAACUCGUCACCCAGCUUCACCAAGGACAAGUUCAGUCCGAAGUAGAGACACCAUCGCACCCAGAAGAGGCGAACACUCGGUCAGAGGAGCGCUGGUCCAAGCCUCGACACGUCCUCCUCUCACAGAUUCUGCACGUCCUCAGCGCAAGCCAACUCGUCAAUCUGAUCUUCUGUCCAAACAUUCCUAUCCUCCGAGGCUUUCUCUCGGGCUUCGUCUCAAGGCCUGCACUUCCUUCAACCAAACCUCCGGGUCCCAUCAUUGUCCUGAAUCUGCUGGCGAUGCACCACGGAACCUCCGAAUUCACCCUGCAAGGUCUCUCCCAGACACUCGCCACCGCGGUAUCGGCCGGUCACCGAACAAAUCGCAUGGUGAAGUUAGUGGAAUGCAAGGACAUCAAUGACCCUUUCAAUCCAAAUCGAGGUCCGAAUCUCUGGCAGACCGAAGUCCAACUCCUUAGUGCAGCCAUCAAGAUAGGAGAACCCGGUCAAAGCUGGGGACGGCGCACCAUAUCGGUCAUGAAAUUUGCAUCGAGAUGGUUCAGUGCCGAGGGACAGAAUGAACGGCACCGACAAGAGAAUGAUCCUGUCGACUGGCCCAGGAACAGCCCCGAGGAGGAAAUGAUAGUUUGA